Molecule: messenger RNA, 2362 nt
Organism: Hemiscyllium ocellatum (epaulette shark)
Lineage: Eukaryota; Metazoa; Chordata; Chondrichthyes; Orectolobiformes; Hemiscylliidae
Product: zinc finger protein 239-like
Exons: 3
Coding region: 1182-1871 (229 amino acids)
Biological process (GO): regulation of DNA-templated transcription
Molecular function (GO): RNA polymerase II cis-regulatory region sequence-specific DNA binding; DNA-binding transcription factor activity, RNA polymerase II-specific
Source: RefSeq, a predicted model, not a curated record
GAUUGAACUUCACUCUAGAUUGCAACCUCCUUCCUCUGUCCAACAUCUGAAGACAUGGGGAAAGAAAUCUGAAACCAAAAGACACAUCAACUUCUGGCAGAGCCACUUGAUUCACUGGGACUUUAAUAUCAGCAGCCAUUCACAUCGAGAAGACAUGUUUGCUUUUGUUUGCUUGAAAGAUUUUGGACACUGGUGUGGCAGGAAGAAUACUGAGACACCUGAGUGAGGGAGAUUCAAUGCGCUGACUGUGAAAAGUGCUUCAUACCAUUUACUCAGCUUGGAGGAUCAAAAUCUCACCCCUCACGGUGGGGAGAGACUGUGUACCCUUUCCGUUUGUAAUUUGAAACACAGAGUGACACAAGGAAAGCUUCCCCCCAUGUGGAAAUGUUGGUACUGUGGGAGAAGAUGCCCUUUCCUAUCGAUGCUGGAAACCCACAGACGCGGACAGGGAUUUAGUGAGAUGGGCCAUCUGCAGACGCACCAGCGGGUCCAUGUGGAAGAGAUGCCGUUCAAGUGCUCCAUGUGCGGGAGGGAGUUCACUCGGUCAUCUACACUGCUGGCCCACCAGCGGGUCCACACCGGAGAGAGGCCAUUCACUUGCUCACCGUGCAGGAAGGGCUUCACCCGCUCCUCCCACCUGCAGAGACACCAGUGAGUUCACCUGCCAUUGAAGGAGCUUCAGCCGAAUGCUAUUAUCGACUGCAUUAAUAACUCAGUUCUGGGGACUCCUGGGUUUGAAUAGCAGAUGGUGGAGUUGGAAGUCAGUCAGAAACCUGGAGUUCAGAACCUCAUGAUGAGAAAAACAUCCCUAUCUGAUUCACUCAUGUUUUAGGGAAGGAAACUGCUGUUGUGGGAAAGGAUUCACUUAGUCGUCCCAGCUGCAGGCUUUACCUGGUCUGGUCUACACGUGACUCCAGACCCACAGCAGUCUGGUUGACUCUCGACAGCCCCUCGGCAAAUGAGCGGGGAGAAUCUUACUUGGAGACAAGGACACUAGUGUGGCAGGAAGAAUACUAAGACACCCGAGUGAGGGAGAUUCAGUGGGCUGACUGUGGAAAAAGUGCUUCAAACCAUUUCCUCAGCUUGGGGGAAUCAAAAUCACACCCCUCACGGUGGGGACAGACUGUGUACCAGUUCUGUUUGUAAUUUCAAACCCAGGUGACACAAGGAAUACUCUCCCCAUGGGGAAACCGUGGAAAUGUGGGGACUGUGGGAAAGGAUUCCCUUCCCCCUCAGUGCUGGAAAUUCACAGACGUGUUCACAGCGGGGAGAAGCCGUUCAUCUGCUCAGUGUGUGGGAAGGGAUUCACAAAUUCUUCCAACCUGCGGGCGCACCAGUGGGUCCACACGGGAGAGAAGCCCUUCACCUGCUUGGUGUGCAGGAAGGGGUUCACGCAUUCAUCUGCACUGCUGACCCACCAGCGGGUCCACACUGGGGAGAGGCCGUUCGGUUGCUCAGAGUGCGGGAAGGCUUUCCGUCGUGUGAGCAACUUGAGGAAGCACGAGCGGGUCCACACGGGGGAGAGGCCAUUCACCUGCCCCGAGUGUGGGAAGGGAUUCAUUGAUUCUUCCAGCUUGCUGAACCACCAGCAGAUCCACACAGGGGAAAGGCCAUUCACCUGCUCUGUGUGCGGGAAAGGAUUCAAUCAUAUGAGCAAUUUGCGGCAGCAUAAGCGGGUCCACACUGGGGAGAGGCCAUUCACCUGCCCCGAGUGUGGGAAGGGAUUUACCAACUCUUCCCACCUGCUGACCCACCAGCGGAUCCACACUGGGGAGAGGCCAUUCACCUGCUCCAAGUGCAGGAAGGGCUUCACCUGCUCCUCCGACCUCCAGAGACAUCAACGAGUUCACGUGCCAUCACAGGGAAAUUGAAGGAGUGACAGAUAAGUACCAUUUUUGACUAGACUAUCAACCCCGUUCUGGGGUCUCCCAGGUUUGAAUCCCACCGUGGUAGAUGGCGCAAUUGAAAUCUGGAGUUCAGAAUCAAAUGAUGAAACCAUUUUCAGGGGAAGAAAAACCCCACCUUAUUCACUCAUGUCCUUUUUUAGAGAAUGAAGCUACCUUUGCAGGAAAGGAAUCACUCAGUUAUUCCAGCUGCAUCCUUUACCUGGUCUGGCCUACCCCUGACUCCAGAGCCACAGCAGUGUGGUUGACUCUUGAUUGCAUCCCCCUCCUGUAUAUGAGCUGGAGAAACUAACUUGUAUACAGGGUGUAGGCUGAAACUGCUGAGUGAGGCAAUACUUCCUCCAGGUGAAGGCUGUACCAGGGAUCCAGUUCCAAAGGGAUAAUUUGGUGCUGACCAAUAGUAAAGAAAGUGGGGGAUGGGGAGUGUGUGCACUUUGACCUUGAGCUUUUUAUUUAAA